AUGGAAAGCAUCACUCCCCUAUCUGAGGCCCAAAAGGUCGCGCUUGACAAGCUGACCGCAUCUUUGGGUCCAGAGUACGUGGAGUUUCUUGUUUCACAAGGUCCUGAAGUGCUUAAUGCACGUGUUGACGGCUUCAUGCAGUAUGAAGCGACCCUUUUAGGGCAGGUCCAAGACCAAAUAGCGUCGGCUAUGCCUACACGCUUCGUGUCUGUACCAGACGAAGAGGCUAAGCCUCGUCCACUUAAAGUGGACGUAAAAAACUACUCCGGCAAGGAGGGUGAGAAUCUCAUCCUCUGGAUCCGUGAGAUCGAGAUGGCCAUGAGAUCAGGCCUGAUCACGCUUGACCAUCAACAGGUCUCGCUGGCUAUCUCGAAGCUCGAUGGUAGAGCUAGAGAAUGGGCCUUGACGUGUAGCACGUCGGUGGACAUAGCGUUUCCCACAUGGGAGUCGCUCAAAUCACAAUUGGUACAGGUGUUUUCUCCACCUAACCAGGCUUACCGCGUGCGCUCACGCUUUCUUUCUACCCGCCAGGGUAAGAAUGAAUUAUCGGACUAUGUCCAAGAGCUGCGAACGCUCAUGGCUGCAAUGCAGUCUGACCCUCUGCCUGAAGCAGUCCAUGUGACUAUCUUCAUGGAAGGUCUACGUACUGGCAUUGCCAGAACCGAGGUUUUUCGGGUUCACCCCUCUACGUUUGAAGAGGCUGUGAGAAUUGCUCUUAAUGCUGAGCAUAAUUUCAAGUCGGCCAGACUUGGCCGGAACCGAUGGAUCUCAGCUAUGCUGAAGAUGGAGGUGAAGCUGAGCUUCGAGCUGCUGAGCAGCAACACGUUGUAA
Messenger RNA from Peronospora matthiolae, 831 nucleotides. The record is from the annotation of a GenBank genome assembly. NCBI's taxonomy places the organism in Eukaryota, Oomycota, Peronosporomycetes, Peronosporales, Peronosporaceae.